UUCGCAAUCACGAGUGACAUGUCCACCUCCGAUCGCAGUCAGGGCCGCACCAGAGGUACCACUCCCCGAAUUGCAGACCUCGCGUCCACCCCCGAAACGCCCCGAACACCCCCAGGCCGCUCCAAUUCCUCGAUAUAUGGCUCACCCGGCGGAUUCCGGGUGGAGGAUGAAUAUGUAGUGCUCGAAGUUGGCGCCCGCUUCGUACGUGGCGGUCUGCCCGGCGAAACCACCCCGCGGUGCACCCUUACUUUCGGCCCAGACGAGCAGCGGAGGGCAGCCGACUACCGCCAGUGGGACCCAGAACACCACCACUCGCGACGAAAGCGCAAAAGAGACCAGGCGUGGGGGCAGGAUCAUGAACUGUACCGGCUUGAUAUUAACCAGGUGGAUCUGGGCCUGGUCGAGGACAAAUUCGAGCGAGCCAUGCGCGAGGCCUUUAACAAGUAUUUUGUUCUCGACACCAAACCGCGACGCAUUAUGCUUUCGUUACCGCCAAAAUUGCCGCAUGCUCUCAUGUCCACCAUACUGGACGUUCUUUUUGGCAAUUUCCAGGCACCCUCCAUCACCCUCCUUUCGGCCCCAGUUCUUGCUACCGUUGCGGCCGGACUUCGAUCAGCGCUGGUGGUAGAUAUAGGAUGGGCAGAGACGCUCAUCACGGCCGUCUGCGAGUACCGCGAGGUGAACGAGCAAAGGACCACUCGCGCCACCAAGCUUCUAAGUGAGCAUAUGGCAAACAUCCUGAAUGCUGCACUUGAUGAUGAGCCGGGCGCCGGUGAUCCAAAGGCGGAAAUCUCUUUCGAGGAAGCUGACGAGGUGCUCACUCGGGUUGGCUGGUGCAAAUCGAAACCGAGAUCCAAUCGCAGAACCAUGUAUUUCGCGGCUCGCACUUCACCCAUCCUCGAAGAAUUUGAGGAUGCUGUGGAAUCACCAGAACCCACCAUCAAUAUUCCAUUUCCAAAGCAUACACCUCCAACUGAACUCACAAUACCAUUCACAUCUUUGGCCAAGCCUGCCGAGAGCGCCUUGUUUGCGCCUGAUAUGGCACUCAAUGAGUUUGACGAUCAAGAGCUCCCUUUGCAUCACCUAAUCUACCGGGCACUAUUGUCCUUACCUAUGGACGUCCGUCGACUCUGUAUGUCACGCAUCAUAAUCACCGGCGGCGGAUCGCAGCUCCCUGGUCUCAAAACCCGCUUGCUGGCAGAACUUGAAGCGCUCGUCUCGCAGAAAGGAUGGGACCCAGUCCGCAACUAUGGCUCGGCCAGUGCGCGGCACGAACAGCUCAUGAAUCAGAAGCGGGAGAAUCUAGAGCUAAGAAAUCAAGAAGGCGAAGACAAGGUGUCAGAAUCUCUUGACCCCGAGACACCGUUGCCACCAGGCCUGCAGAACCCCGAGGAGGACUUCAUUGACGCGAAACUCUCCCAUCUCGCCUUGAAAAAUGUACCAUCCGCUUCCCUAGUAGGCGGAGUCAUCAGGGGUGUAGACACAUUAGGCGCUUGGGCUGGUGCUAGUCUCGUAGCCCAUCACCGUAUUAAAGGCAUCGUGGAGAUAGAGAGGGAAAGGUAUCUUCAGCACGGCUUGCAGGGCGCUACCAGGGAGAAAGAAGUAUCUGUUGUACAACAACGGCAGAGCAUGGGGCCGGGCAUAGGGAUGGGACGGGGAGGAGGCGAUAGAGCGAGCUGGACGCUUGGAGUAUGGGCUUGA
This is a messenger RNA of Periconia digitata, 1701 nucleotides long. The record is from the annotation of a GenBank genome assembly. Lineage: Eukaryota; Fungi; Ascomycota; Dothideomycetes; Pleosporales; Periconiaceae.